Osmia bicornis bicornis is the source of this 1667-nucleotide messenger RNA. It is a transcript of the gene Vps36, whose product is annotated as vacuolar protein-sorting-associated protein 36. NCBI's taxonomy places the organism in Eukaryota, Metazoa, Arthropoda, Insecta, Hymenoptera, Megachilidae. Bases 213 to 1421 code for a protein of 402 amino acids. Gene Ontology annotation, cellular component: ESCRT II complex; late endosome membrane. The transcript is spliced from 6 exons. Gene Ontology annotation, biological process: protein transport to vacuole involved in ubiquitin-dependent protein catabolic process via the multivesicular body sorting pathway. Gene Ontology annotation, molecular function: ubiquitin binding; phosphatidylinositol-3-phosphate binding. The record is from RefSeq and is a predicted model, not a curated record.
UGUUUCACCGCGUGGUGCAGCACCAGUAAAAUCUCGGGCUUGAGUACUCUCUAUUCCUUUCUGAUAACAGUGACUACAGAUCCUACAGUGACUCCUAUCUAUAGUCACUGCUGAUAGUAAGUACUUGGAACAAAACCCACUGACAUACACCUAUGUCAAUAUCAUUCUUUACACAGUUAGAAACAUCAUUUUUACCUUAACCUCAAAGAAGAAUGAAUAGAUUUGAAUAUGCUAACCCAGGACUUUUACCAAAUGAAAAUUAUAUUAGACGUGAUACUGGUGUACGUUUAUAUGAUGGCGAUAUUAAGACAAGUUUUGAGGGAGGUGAAUUAGUUCUUACAAGCCAUAGAUUUAUAUGGGGAAGACCUGGUGAUAUAUCACACGGCCACACUUGUCUCGUGUUAUUCCUUCGUCAUAUAAUCUUUUUUGAAGAAGAAGUUCCUGGUCCAUUUUCCUUUGGACGUAGCAAAAAAAUUAUUAUACACCUUUCAGAAGCUUCAAUUGAUAAAAGGCCUGGUCCAUUGGAUAACAGUAUAUAUAACCAUGUUAAAUUCUCAUUUAAAGAAGGCUUAGAUCCAGAUUUUCUUGCACAGUUAUCUGAUGGUGUAAUGAAAAAAGCUUGGGAAUUUGCACCUAUUGUACCCCUAAAUCAUUCCAUUAGCAAUACCAGAAACAGUGGAAACCAUAAUAAACCACUGCCACAAAUAAAAACACGAACUGGUAUAAUAGGUAUUGAAAGAAGUCUUCAAGAACAACAGAAAGCAACAGAUGAAAGUAUAUUACUGGCCUUUCAAGAUCUAAAAAAACUUAUGGAAAUGGCUAAAGACAUGGUUUCCAUUUCAAAAACAAUUUCAGCAAAAAUACGGGAGAGGCAAGGAGAUAUCACGGAGGAUGAAACAGUGAGAUUUAAGUCUUACUUAAUGAGUCUUGGUAUUGAUGAUCCUGUUACCAGAGAUGCAUAUAAAAGUAGUAACGAAUAUUUCAAACAAUUGGCAAAACAACUUGCAAAUAUUUUAGAAGAACCAAUUAAAGAAGUUGGAGGAAUGAUGACAUUAACGGAUGUUUAUUGUCGAGUAAAUAGAGCUAGGGGCUUGGAACUUCUAUCGCCAGAAGAUCUAUUAAAUGCUAGUAGACAAUUAGCUCCUUUAGAUUUACCUAUAGUACUACGAGUGUUCGAUAGUGGAGUUAUGAUUCUUCAAAUUCGAUCCUAUGAUGAUGACUCCAUAGCUGAUGUUAUAGCUGAUCUUAUAAAAGGAAGAGGAUCUUUGACAGCAGAAGAAUUAGCACAGUCAGAAGGUAUAUCGGUCCUUCUAGCGCGUGAAAGGUUACUAGUUACUGAAAAGAGAGGAAAAGCAUGUAGAGAUGAUACAAUUGAAGCUUUAAGAUUCUAUCCUAAUUUAUUUUUGGAAACGGAUAAUUAACUGCCAGUUUCUUAUUUUGUGUGACGAAUAUCGUCAUUGAAAUUGUAUGUAUAUAUAUAUAUUAUGUGUCUUUAUACAUUACAUACACAAAACACAACAGAACUGAACAUUAAACAUUACAUUAAAUAUUUGUUACUCUUAUUUUGCAAUUAAUAUUUCUCUUAAUCACAGCUAACUUUUUAUAAGAAUAAAAAAAAUUGUAUAUUGCAAAUGCACAAAUAAAUCUUGUUUAGUAUUGAACUAAAA